Molecule: messenger RNA, 576 nt
Organism: Drosophila obscura
Lineage: Eukaryota; Metazoa; Arthropoda; Insecta; Diptera; Drosophilidae
Product: zinc finger matrin-type protein 5
Exons: 3
Coding region: 71-481 (136 amino acids)
Cellular component (GO): U12-type spliceosomal complex
Molecular function (GO): zinc ion binding
Source: RefSeq, a predicted model, not a curated record
GCACAGCCAUUUUCCAGGCGGCCAUCUCUAGGACAAAAAGUUUGUUGCUUGCAUUGCUUGCAUUUACCAAAUGGGACAAAGUUAUUAUUGUGAUUACUGCGGUUGCUUUAUGAAAAGUGAUUUGAAUGUGCGCAAGCUGCACAACAAUGGCAUAUCUCACACGGUGGCCAAGUACCGCUACAUGCGGCGCUUUGAAGAUCCCGCUAAGAUUUUGGCAGAGGAGCGUCUGAAGAAACCAUGUCAGCGCUAUUUUAAUGGGUACUGCAAGUUCGAUCUAUAUUGCAAUUACGGUCAUUAUAGUGAACCGGAAUUCAAGAAGCUGGAAAAGCUAGUCAGUGCGCAGAAGAAAUCCAAAUCGACUAAGCGAAAACCAAAGAAAUGGCCCUGGAAAACAUACCAUCAGAGUGGUUUACCACCGUCCCUACGUCCAAUGGAAUUGGCCAAGCUGAAGAAAACCAAUUUUGAACUAAACUGGGCCUAAAUGUGUUUACUCUUUAACCAAUUUACAAUUAAUAUUUUAAGAAAUGAAUCUGUACAAUUAUCGUUAACCAUUUAAAAUAAGAAUGACUUUAUCCA